Molecule: messenger RNA, 2298 nt
Organism: Sorghum bicolor (sorghum)
Lineage: Eukaryota; Viridiplantae; Streptophyta; Magnoliopsida; Poales; Poaceae
Product: phosphoinositide phosphatase SAC7
Exons: 19
Coding region: 229-2025 (598 amino acids)
Biological process (GO): phosphatidylinositol dephosphorylation
Cellular component (GO): endoplasmic reticulum
Molecular function (GO): phosphatidylinositol-4-phosphate phosphatase activity
Source: RefSeq, a predicted model, not a curated record
UCCCGCCCUGCCUCCCGCGCCAUCUCGCCUCUCAUCGCCGCCCCGCCUCCCGCCCCGCCCCGCCUCGCCUCUCAUCGCCGCCUCGCCUCCCUCCGUCCUUCCUGGCCGCCGGGCUUCCUCUCCGUCGCCGGCUACGCGCGUGAGGAAGGAGGAGGAGCCGCACCGCGUGGAUCCAGGGCAGUGGUGUCCAUCCCGCGUCAGAAGGGAGAAGGAGCCGGUUAUCCCACCAUGGAUGGGACAACUGAUGCAAGCCCUUCGUCAAAACUCCAUACAAGACUCAGACUCUGGGAGUUUCCGGACUCUUAUAUAUUUGAACCAAUUGAUGGCCUUGCUGACUUGUACUUGUCAGUUAGCCGGACCAGCGGAACAAUGAAUCUAGUUCAAGACUUGCCGUCACGUGGAUCCACUACAAAAUAUAAAGUUCAAACAGUAUAUGGUGUGAUAGGAGUGCUCAAACUUGCAGUUGGAUCAUAUUUUGUGGUGGUCACGGAUCGUGAUUGUGUGGGAUCCUACUUUGGACAUGCAAUUUUUAAAGUGACAGGACUAAAAGUUCUUCCCUGCAAAAAUGCACAUAACACUACCUCUGCUGAGCAGAAAAAAAUGGAAACAGAAUUCUCGGAACUCCUGGAUGCUGCAGAGAGGACUGUUGGCCUUCACUUUUCCUAUGAUAUCAACCUAACACUUUCUGCACAGAGGCUACAUGAUCUAGGCGAUGAGUAUAAAGCUCUUCCUCUUUGGAGACAGGCGGAACCAAGAUUUCUAUGGAACGCGUACUUGUUAGAACCUCUAAUUGAGAACAAGCUGAACCAGUACUUAUUGCCAGUAAUUCAAGGCAGUUUUCAAAAUAUCCAAGCAGAAGUUGGGUCAGAGAAGGUAAAUGUGACCCUGAUUGCACGUAGGUGCACACGAAGGAUAGGUACUCGAAUGUGGAGACGAGGAGCUGAUGCAGAGGGUUAUGCUGCAAACUUCGUUGAAUCAGAGCAGAUAAUGCAGUCAAAAGGGUUUACAGCAUCCUAUGUACAAGUUCGAGGCUCUAUGCCAUUCUUGUGGGAGCAGAUUGUUGAUUUGACAUACAAACCUAGUUUUGACAUUGUUAGACAAGAGGAGGCACCUCGUGUACUUGAGAGGCACUUCCAUGAUUUGCAAAAGAAAUAUGGAGCUGUCUUAGCUGCUGAUCUUGUCAAUACAGGUGGCGGUGAGGGUCGCCUCCGUGAAAGAUAUGCAAAAUCUAUUGAACCUAUUCUUAGUGAAGAUAUAAGAUAUGUGCACUUCGACUUCCACCGAGUUUGUGGUCAUAUUCACUUUGAGCGCCUUUCUCAGCUGUAUGAUCAGAUCAAGGACUAUCUUCAGAAACAUAAGUACUUCCUUGUAAAUGAUAAAGGAGAGAAAAUUGAGGAGCAGACUGGCACUGUAAGAACAAAUUGUAUAGAUUGUUUGGAUCGCACCAAUGUGACUCAGAGCAUGAUUGGGCGAAAUAUUCUGGAAAGCCAACUUCAACGUAUAGGAGUUUUUGGUGCUGGUGAUACAAUAAGCAAACAUGCAGCCUUUGAUACAAACUACAAAGUUUUGUGGGCCAAUCAUGGAGAUGCAAUAAGCAUUCAGUACUCUGGAACUCCUGCUCUGAAGGGAGAUUUUGUUCGGUAUGGGAAGCGAACUACUGAAGGAAUUCUGAACGAUUUGAAGAAUGCACUCGGUAGAUACUACUUCAAUAACUUCGCUGAUGGGACUAAGCAGGAUGCCAUGGAUCUUCUUCAAGGACAUUACAUGACAUCUGUUAGUCGAGACAUGGCAGUCCCAACCAAAGCAGGACUUCUGGACAGUUAUGCGUCCUUCCGCCUUGCUUUUGCAUUGGUUAUGGGAGCUCUAAUGUUCAUGAUGAUGUCACUAAGACAAGCCCGGAAUGAUGUUCGCCAUUUGUUGCUGUCACUUCUGUGGGCUGGUCUUUGUAUUGGCAUCACACAAUUUGUUAAAGCCAAUGGUCGCACGUUCACUAACCGACCUAGGUUUCACAAGUCACGCCAUUGAUGGAUGCAAGCUCGUCAGGCGACCUAGGUUUCACUUGUUGAUACACAUUCGUUUACAUGAAGUGUUGCAUUUUUUUGGCACGGUACUUGCCCUAUGUAAUAAGUUUUCUUCUAUUUUGUAACAAGUUUUUGUUUCCUUCUCUCCUACUUUUGAUUCAUACUGUUCUGGCCAUCAUGGUCUUUUGGUAGAAUUCAUUUGUAAAAACCAAGUGAACACGCCUUCAGCACAUAUCAGUGCAUUAUGAUUUUUUUUUUCAUAUUACAUAUUUGAGUC